AUGUCAAGUGCCCUUGGUUGCUCCCAGAUCACUACCGUCUUCUCGCACGCUCAGACUGUCGUCCUUUGCGGUAACUGCAACGUGAUGCUCUGCCAGCCCACUGGUGGUCGCGCUCGUCUCACUGAGGGUACUUCUUAUCGUAGGAAGGAUUAA
Molecule: messenger RNA, 153 nt
Organism: Perkinsus marinus ATCC 50983
Lineage: Eukaryota; Perkinsozoa; Perkinsida; Perkinsidae
Product: 40S ribosomal protein S27-2, putative
Exons: 2
Coding region: 1-153 (50 amino acids)
Biological process (GO): ribosomal small subunit assembly; translation
Cellular component (GO): ribosome; cytosolic small ribosomal subunit
Molecular function (GO): RNA binding; structural constituent of ribosome
Source: RefSeq, a predicted model, not a curated record